Molecule: messenger RNA, 1053 nt
Organism: Fusarium poae
Lineage: Eukaryota; Fungi; Ascomycota; Sordariomycetes; Hypocreales; Nectriaceae
Exons: 3
Coding region: 1-1053 (350 amino acids)
Source: RefSeq, a predicted model, not a curated record
AUGGGUUCCAUCGAUCCAGAUAAACCAGUUUCUCUACUACAUCCAGCGCCUGCGACACCCAUUCCGACGACGUCAUGGCAUACCUACCUUUCCUACGGCGCAGGCCAGAUAGAGUACGAUACCAUUGUAUCGCAACGAAACCCGUGUAUUCGAACACUUCGACAGGAAAGACGCGCAAAGAGCAGGUGGUUUCUACAACCUCCCGCCGCUCAAGGAAUGCCGCAAUUGGGUGCUAAUGUCGAAUCUACACAAAGCGCAAUGUUUCCAUACCCAGAAGCUUUCAAGCAAGUCAUGUUUCCAGUAAAUCCUGUCCCGCGACGUGAUGAGGAACAUGGAGAUACGGAUGGUAAUUCAGUUGAUCUUCAAAACCCAAGGCCACCGGAAACAGAAAGGAUAGAACAGAGGGCUCUUGUGUCUACGUCUGUUUUCGGCAUUUCACGUACUACAGCUAUUGAAUUCGAGUCAAGGAACCAGCCGACAUAUGUUGUUUUGGGCAUAUUUUCACGUGGCGCUCUCAACCCGAAAGAACGAAUCGUGUUCAUUGAUAAGCCAGAACAAUUCUUCUCAAAGCUCAGGUGGGGGAGCUUUCGCCUGCGUGGGAUGAGAGGAACCCUACUAUCUUUGAAGCAUCUCGCAGCAUUCAGGCUUUACAAGUGCGAUGUUAAUACCGGGAAACAUGACCACGUCAACCUAGAUGCUAACGGGGUUGCUGAUUUAUAUCUUCUGUUGAGUACAUACAAGAGCUGGCAUGUCCCCCAACAUAUCUCUCGAGCUUGGGCAGAUUGGACUCAUCGCACGCUAAACAAUCAGCGACUCGACGUCCUAGAAGGUGGAUACGCCCUUGAGCUGGUUCUAGACUGGUCGAUUACACGCAUCACAAUCGUGGUCUUGGUACCUGUUCUUCUGAGCUUGGCCAUUGGGAUAUGGCUCAACGCGAAGGAUUGGACGGAUCUUGCAACGAUACAGACGGCUUGGGGUACUGCUUCAUACAUCGUUACGGCUGGCGCUUUGCUUGCAGCGAUGUUGGGAUUCUUGGACAUUGCGGAUAAAUAA